This is a messenger RNA of Lutra lutra (Eurasian river otter), 2752 nucleotides long. It is a transcript of the gene ZNF630, whose product is annotated as zinc finger protein 630. Gene Ontology annotation, molecular function: DNA-binding transcription repressor activity, RNA polymerase II-specific. The record is from RefSeq and is a predicted model, not a curated record. The transcript is spliced from 4 exons. Bases 75 to 2306 code for a protein of 743 amino acids. NCBI's taxonomy places the organism in Eukaryota, Metazoa, Chordata, Mammalia, Carnivora, Mustelidae. Gene Ontology annotation, biological process: regulation of immune system process; regulation of cytokine production; negative regulation of transcription by RNA polymerase II.
UUCACACUGCUUUCAAAGCACUAAUUCCGAAUACCCAGCCUCGAAAAUAUCACGGGGACUCCCCGUCCCCUAAAAUGCCUAUCUCUUCUGGUUGGAAUGGGAGCCUCCAGAAGCAGUGUGAGGCCCUGGCCGGCGACAGAGUUCCUGGCGUAGCCCGAAUGACGCCAUUUUUGUUACUGGCAGAGCUCGGCUGGGAGGCUGUUGCUGAGCCUGCGAAAGAUAAGCUAAUGCGUCAUCUAGAGUUACCAAGGAGGGCUGGAGGGGAAAGGGAAUUUCGGGCGAGGCUGAGCCUGCUUGUGGAAGCAGGGAGCCAAGCUCGUCUUGAGAAGGAGCUUUGGGGUCCUGAGAGCAGAGCCAGGGAACCAGUGACAUAUGAAGAUGUGGCUGUGGACUUCACCCAGGAAGAGUGGCAGCACCUGGAUGCUGCUCAGAAGACCCUACACAGAGAUGUGAUGCUGGAGAUCUAUGGCCACCUGGUCUCUGUGGGGUGUUCAAGUAUAAAACCAGGUAUAAUCUUCAAGUUGGAACAUGAAGAGGACCCGUGGAUCAUAAAGAGUGAAUUGUCAACAUGGAUCCACUCAGACAGGGAGAAAAGCCUUGACUCCUCCCAGCAGAUCAUUUCAGAACUUUCAUUUCAAAAGGAGGUAUUGGAGAAAGCCCCAAAAGAUAAUUCAUUGUACUCUCUCUUAAAAGCCUGGCAUACUGAUGGUCAGAUAGAUAGGUAUCAAGGAAACCAAGACAAGGUUUUGAAGCAGGUCACAGUCCUUAGCCAUGAAACAUUGGCCAAGGAGAAAACCCCCAAAUAUAAUACAUUUGGAAAAAUAUUUGGUGGGUGCAUAGACCUUGGCCCUUCAAGUAAAAAACUCCAUGAUUUUGAUUCAUGUGAAAAGAGCUUGAAAUCUAAUUUAGACUCACUGACAUGCAAUAGGAGCUAUGCAAGAAAGAACCCCAUUGAGAGAUUUGGAUGUGGGACACCACUUAGCUAUAGUGAUUCCUGUACUGUGCCUGAGAAAAUUUAUACUGACAUGAAACCCCAUGGACAUAGUCGAUGUGAAAAAGGUCUUAAUCAUGAACAAGUCCAUAUUCAGUAUAAGAAAGAUCAAGCUGGUAGGAAACCCAAUGUUUGUAGUGAGUGUGGGAAAGGGUUUAUUAAGAAGUCACAGCUUACUAUACAUCAAAGAAUUCAUACUGGAGAGAAACCGUAUGUAUGUGGAGACUGUGGAAAGGCCUUCAGUGAGAAAUCACACCUCAUUGUGCAUCAGAGGAUUCAUACUGGGGAGAAACCUUAUAAAUGUACUGAGUGUGGGAGAGCUUUCUCCCAGAAGUCACCCUUCAUCGUUCAUCAGAGAGUCCAUACUGGAGAGAAACCCUAUGAAUGUUUUGAGUGUCAAAAAGCCUUCUCUCAGAAGUCACAUCUCAUUAUACAUCAACGAGUUCAUACUAGAGAGAAGCCAUUUGAAUGCAGUGAAUGUGGGAAAGCCUUCUGUGAGAAAUCUCACCUUUUUACACACCAGGCAACUCAUACUGGAGAGAGACCCUAUAAAUGUACUGAAUGUGGGAAAACUUUCCCUCGGAAAACACAACUCAUCAUCCAUCGGAGAACACAUACUGGAGAGAAACCCUAUAAGUGCAGUGAAUGUGGAAAAACCUUUUGCCAGCAGUCCCACCUCAUAGGGCAUCAAAGAAUUCAUACAGGAGAGAAACCUUAUAUAUGUACUGACUGUGGAAAAGCCUUUUCCCAAAAGUCACACCUUACUGGACAUCAAAGGCUUCAUACUGGUGAGAAACCUUAUAUAUGUACAGAAUGCGGAAAAGCCUUCUCUCAGAAGUCCCCUCUUAUUAUACACCAGAGAAUUCAUACGGGGGAGAAACCUUAUGAGUGUAAUGACUGUGGUAAAACCUUCUCCCAGAAAUCACCCCUCAUUAUUCAUCAGAGAAUCCAUACAGGGGAGAAACCCUAUGGAUGUCCUGAGUGUGGAAGGGCCUUUUCCCUGAAGUCACAUCUCAUUAUACAUCAGAGAGCUCAUGCUGGAGCAAAACCAUAUGAAUGUAGUGAAUGUGGAAAGGUCUUCUGUGAGAAGUCUCCACUAGCUGUUCAUCAGAAAACUCAUACUAGGGAAAAAGCCUCUGAAUCUGCUGAAUAUGGGAUGGCUUUUUCCCGGAAAUCACAGAUGAUCACAUAUCAGAGAACACACACAGGGGAGAAACCGUCAAAAUGCAGUGACUGUGGAAAGGUGUUCUGCCAGCAUAUACACCUUGCUGGACAUCAGAAUCCAUAUAGGAGAGAAACGUUGUGUAUGUACUGAUUGUGGGAAGGUCUUCCCAGAAGUCAGAUCUCACUGUGCGUGAAAAAACUCACACUGAACAGAAAUCUAUGGAUGUGUUGGACAGGAAGAAAAUGUGGCACCUCCUUUACUGUAGAAUAGCCUCAUAUGCUGCUAAGUAUUUCUUUUUUACUGUAAAGAUUUUAUUUAUUUAUUUAUUUGAGGGGGUGGGGAGGAGGAGUGGGAGAAGGACAAGCAGACUCUGUGUUGAGCUCGGAGCCCAUCGUGGGGCUUGAUCUCAGGACCUUGAGGUCGCUACCUGGGCUGAAAUUGACUGAGCCACCCAACCACCCAAUUCUGAAGUAUUUCUGAUUACCCCUCCACAGAAUGAUCUUGUCAGGUUCUCAAUACUGUAAAUUUGGAAUGGAUUUGUUCACCCUCAAAGUAUCCUAUCCCCCCUCACGGAAUAAAUGUGUCUGGAACAAUUA